AUGGUCAACUGUGCAGCUACGUACUCCUCGCCACCGAAAGUUUGCACAUAUUGCACCGAGGAAUACGUUGCACUAAAACAUAUGGAAUAUCACUUACAUAAAUUGGGGUACGCGUGCGUGAUCAUCGAUUGGAAAUUCGAGACGAAUAGCACGGAAUACAGCUAUCACAAUAACACGGUAGAAUUCCAGAAUAAGCUGUAUGCGUGGAGGCGGUGCGUCUCGAAUUAUUCCUCCGCUCUUCGAACAAAUCGUUCAGUGAUCUGCGAUGAAUGCAUGAAUUUGUUCAAUGCAUUAUUCGAGUUCUACUGGGAUAUCUACGUGGCUCCCCAUGUUGAUUUUUGUCUGGAUGUUGAAACAACGAUGAACGAUACGACGAAUCUCUGGCAUAAUGUGUGGCAUUGCCCGGAUGAUAGAGUGGAAGAACGACGGGACUGGACAUUGCUUGGAUACAGUUUAGCGUUUUUAGCAAUCAUAACAGUGUUCUUCUAUACGGGAAGCUAUAUGCAAAGUGAAGAAAUACAGAGGCGACUUGUUCAAUGUUUGUUUUUUUUUUUUUGCUGA
This is a messenger RNA of Gongylonema pulchrum, 561 nucleotides long. The record is from the annotation of a GenBank genome assembly. Lineage: Eukaryota; Metazoa; Nematoda; Chromadorea; Rhabditida; Gongylonematidae.